Molecule: messenger RNA, 895 nt
Organism: Rhipicephalus microplus (southern cattle tick)
Lineage: Eukaryota; Metazoa; Arthropoda; Arachnida; Ixodida; Ixodidae
Product: U3 small nucleolar ribonucleoprotein IMP3
Biological process (GO): ribosomal small subunit biogenesis; rRNA processing
Cellular component (GO): small-subunit processome; Mpp10 complex
Molecular function (GO): rRNA binding; snoRNA binding
Source: RefSeq, a predicted model, not a curated record
UUGGUUAUGAAAACGUAUGUGGAGACGAUUCAACCUUUCAUUCACAAGCCUAGCAAGCGUGCGCGCUGAUUUAACGCUUAGCUCAGCAUGGUACGCAAACUGAAAUAUCAUGAGCAGAAGCUCUUGAAGAAGGUUGACUUUAUAUCAUGGGAAGUCGAUAACAACCUCCAUGAAGUAAAGAUUAUGAGAAAGUAUUAUGUACAGAAACGCGAGGAUUACACUAAGUACAAUAAGCUGUCACGGGCUAUACGGGAUCUGGCGCGGAAGAUCAAAGAGUUAGAUCCGAAGGACCCAUUUCGUGCCAAGGCAACCACAGACUUGCUCAACAAACUGCACAGCCUGGGCGUCAUUUCCAUCAAGGAAAACCUGGAGAUAUGCGACAGAGUGACAGCUUCAUCAUUUUGCAGGAGAAGGCUUCCAGUCAUCAUGGUGCGAAACCAGAUGGCGCAGCGCGUCAAGAUGGCUACGCAGUUUGUCGAGCAAGGCCAUGUUCGCGUCGGACCUGACGUGAUCACAGAUCCCGCGUUUUUAGUGUCCCGGCAGCUGGAGGACUUCGUGACGUGGACCGAUUCGUCGGCCAUCAAGAAGCACGUCGCUGAAUACAACGACAUGAGGGACGACUACGACCUCCUUUAGCGACAGGCUUGGCCUGGUUCAUCUGUAAAUAGGCGAAUGAAGAGAAGGCUCUGAUUGACAGUGCUAUACGAAGCAAGAUUUGGUGACCAUGUAUUAGCGGUUGUGCUAGCGGUUGCCGGGGCGGUAACUAACCCUGCUCUUGGAGCUCCUGGCCAGCGACCUGAACCACAACCUCAGAAGUCCUUGCAUCUACCAAAUCUGACUUGCGUCAAGUGUUGAUCCGUUUUACUGAGCAAUAAAAUUAUAAAGCAUUCCUUCA